CAUGUACUACUCGUAAUGUGCACAACAAUGCACGGUUUUUAAGGGAGAAGAGAGAUACGCCGCUCCACCUCAGUGUUUCUCUUUCUCAUCUCAAAAGCUGCACAAGCUUGUACCACCUCCACUAUUCCCCAGACUCUUAACCCACCCUCAAACACACUUCCAUAACACUGAACCUUCACUCUUCACAUGAAUAAACACAGCAAAUUCAUCACUUAUAACCUAAUUUAUCAACAACCCAAUCUCAUUUUUCAACCAUUUUCCCUAAACCAUCUUUCAUUUUAUCCUCUUUAGAGUUCCAGUCAUGAUUUGAUUCUUCAAACCUCCCAUAAACAAAAAAGAAGAAAUGGGUUUUUUCUCAUUUAUUCUUCUUAUAAUCUUCACUCUUUUUCAACUUUCCAAUUCUGCCCCUGAUUAUACCACUUUAGUCUACAAAGGUUGUUCAAAACAACCCUUAUCAGAUCCAUCUGGUCUUUACUCUCAAUCCCUAUCUGCCCUUUUCUCAUCUCUCCUUCAACAAUCUUCAAGAUCCAAGUAUUACAAAACCACCUCUGGUGGGCCCCAAAACACAAUCUCUGGCCUUUACCAAUGUAGAGGAGACUUGAGUAAUGCUGAUUGCUACAAUUGUGUGACCAAAUUACCCCAAUUAAGUGACCAAUUAUGCGGUAAAGUUUCUGCUUCUAGGGUACAACUUUUAGGAUGUUAUAUGCUAUAUGAAGUUUCUGGGUUUACCCAAAUUUCUGGGUUACAAAUGUUGUAUAAAGUUUGUAGUGCAACUAAUGUAGCUGGUUCUGGGUUUGAAAUGAGAAGAGAUAGUGCACUUACUCUUAUGGAAAAUGGAAUUGCUAAUGGAAAUGGGUUUUAUACAACAAAUUAUGAAGGGGUUUAUGUGUUGGGUCAAUGUCAAGGUGAUUUAAGUGCUACAGAUUGUGCACAGUGUAUUAAAGCUGCUGUUCAGAAGUCUCAGAUUGAGUGUGGAAGUUCAUUAUCUGGUCAAGUUUAUUUGCAUAAAUGCUUUAUUAGCUAUAACUAUUAUCCUAAUGGGGUACCCACUAAAUCUUCAUCUUAUUCAUCAGGUGGUUAUUCAGGAGGAUCCGGGCAAUCAACUGGGAAGACUGUUGCUAUAAUAGUAGGAGUGACAGCUGGAGUGGGAUUUUUAAUUAUUUUGGUUCUUUUUGUUAGAGGGUUGAAGAAGAAGGAUGAUGGUAUGAUAGUUGCAAUUUCUUCCUUUAUUUUUCUUUUUUUGGGAGAAUUUCAAUGUAUUUGUUUUUUGUUUUGUAUUACUUGGGAACAUUUUCAUGUUCUUGAUUCUCAUACCACAGACCUUUUUUUGUUAUUUUCUUGCAGAUUAUUGAGGACAACAGCUGGUUCUUAAAGGGACUACUAUCUUGUUUUUCUUGAAGGUGGGAAGUACCAUUUUUUGUGAAUUUUUGUUUCUCAAAUGAAACAAAACUAUUAUAAUUAGGAAUAUUCGAAGAAUCAGGUCUUGUUUCAGUUGGAUUAUGUACCACAUUUUCCAGCAGGAACCUGGGUUUGAUUCUUGCUGGUCUCUUCUUUUCUCGGCCUACCCCUUAAAAAAAGUUACAGAGUAUUCUACAUUAAUAUCGGGUAUUGAUUUGUAAAUCAAUAUCCUCUUGCUUGACUAGUAAUUUUCUCAAAUUGAAACUUAAAUCUACUUCUAUGAUUUUGUGAGAGAAUAUUGAUUUGCAAAUCAAUUACCCAAUACUAAUGAGGAGUUUCUCUAAGGAUUAUGAACAUGGGUAUUUUGUUUUUAUUUGGUGAAUAGUAUUUACCAGAAAGAAAAUUGUAUAACUUUUUUUGUAGUAGUAAAAAAAAAAAAAACAGGGGAAUCAUUCAGUAUAAAUGGGUAGUAACAAAGGUUCAUUCAAGUGUACUGAUUCCUGAACGUUUAUUGUCAUUCUUGUCAUUUAAGAAACCAGAAAGUAAAAGAAAAAAAAAGUUGAGAUAUUGAAAA
Amaranthus tricolor (Joseph's coat) is the source of this 1972-nucleotide messenger RNA. RefSeq names its product plasmodesmata-located protein 2-like. The coding region runs from base 344 to 1372 and encodes 342 amino acids. Lineage: Eukaryota; Viridiplantae; Streptophyta; Magnoliopsida; Caryophyllales; Amaranthaceae. Gene Ontology annotation, biological process: plasmodesmata-mediated intercellular transport; transport of virus in multicellular host. The record is from RefSeq and is a predicted model, not a curated record. Gene Ontology annotation, cellular component: plasmodesma. The transcript is spliced from 2 exons.